AUGCAGCUCAUUAAUAUCAUCAUCCUAUCCCUCGGCCUCAGUGCCUCCGCCAUUCCUGUACCUGGGGAUGACCACUCCGUCUCGCACAAUGGCGGAAACAAGGGUGGCAAGAACGAUAAUUACGGUAAUUACGAUAACUAUGGCGAUCAUGGUAACAGCGGUAAUUACGGCAACGAUGGAAAUCAUGGCCAUGACAAUGACCGUGGCAAUAACGGCAAUCAUGGUAACAAUGGAGGCAACAAAGGUUAUGGCGGAGUAUCUCACUCAUACAGAGAUGACAAGCACGACAAUUAUGGAUGGAAUAAGGGCUAUGGUGGAGACAACAAAGGUUAUGGCGGAGACUAUAACAAUGGCGGCAAGAACGACGAUUACGGCAAUUCUCAUGGUUAUGGUGGAGUUUCCAACUCAUACGGAGAUAACAAGAAUGACAAUCAUGGAUAUGGUGGAGGAUAUGGAGAAGGCUCUAUUCACAGAAGAGGCGGCAGAGAUGACAAGCAUGACGAUCAUGACAGACAUGGCAAGGGCAACAAACAUGAUAACGGCAAGCAUGGUGGCGGAAAACAUGACGAUGAUGAACAUGACGAUUACAAGCAUGGCAGUGGAAAACGUGAUAACGACAAGCAUGACGACGACAAACACGACAGCGACAAGCAUGACGACAAAGACGACAACGACAAGCAUGACGAUGAUAAGCAGGACAACGACAAGCAUGACAACGACAAGCACGACGAUGACAAGUAUGAUGGAGGAAAGCAUGACGACGACAAGCAUGACGAUGAUAAGCACGACGAUGAUAAGCAUGAUGGGGAAAAAUACGACGGUGGAAAGCAUGACAACGACAAACACGACAACGACAAGCACGACAACGACAAGCACAACAACAACAACUACAACUGGAACAAAGGCACCAACGGAUAUUCCUCCUGGUAA
Messenger RNA from Botrytis sinoallii, 930 nucleotides. RefSeq lists its product as uncharacterized. Bases 1 to 930 code for a protein of 309 amino acids. Lineage: Eukaryota; Fungi; Ascomycota; Leotiomycetes; Helotiales; Sclerotiniaceae. The record is from RefSeq and is a predicted model, not a curated record. The transcript has 2 exons.